Messenger RNA from Penicillium hordei, 1146 nucleotides. Its product is annotated as tRNA(Thr) (cytosine(32)-N(3))-methyltransferase. Gene Ontology annotation, molecular function: tRNA (cytidine-N3)-methyltransferase activity. The record is from RefSeq and is a predicted model, not a curated record. The coding region runs from base 1 to 1146 and encodes 381 amino acids. NCBI's taxonomy places the organism in Eukaryota, Fungi, Ascomycota, Eurotiomycetes, Eurotiales, Aspergillaceae. The transcript has a single exon.
AUGACUGUCGAUCCCAGUAUCCAGGAAGUGACACAAAAUGUCGAACCUCCUCAGGUCGCCCCCCAUCGUUCCCACGAUCCCAGCAACAACCUGAAACGGAGCGACCCCUUUCAAUUCGGUUCGCGAUUCCUUGAAAAAGGCGAUGAUGUUUUCGAGUUCAAUGCCUGGGAUCAUGUUGAACCAGAUGAUGAGUUCAAGGCCUUCGCCCAGACCCAAUAUGCGAAACAGCGCGAAACACGCGUGUCAGACUUUGAUUGCAACCGAUUCAACGCCAACCCCGCCAAGUGGUGGGACCUUUUCUAUAAGAACAACACAGCCAACUUCUUCAAGGAUCGCAAGUGGCUGCGCCAAGAGUUUCCCAUUCUCGCUGAAGUCACACAGAAGGAUGCUGGUCCCCAGGUCGUCCUGGAGGUUGGCGCGGGAGCUGGAAACACCGCCUUCCCAUUGAUAGCUAACAACGAGAACGAGCACCUGAAGGUCCAUGCCUGUGAUUAUUCCAAGUAUGCCGUGAAGGUCAUGCGCGAGAGCGAGCUCUACAACGAGAAAUACAUGUCAGCUGAUGUCUGGGACGCGGCUGGCGUGCCUGACGAGAACGGCGAUUCUCUUCCGCCCGGUCUGACCGAAGGCUCAGUUGACGUUGUCAUUAUGAUCUUCAUCUUUUCUGCCCUGGCUCCUAACCAGUGGGACCAGGCAAUCCGCAAUGUCUACCGUCUCUUGAAGCCCGGUGGCCGUGUGUUGUUCCGUGAUUACGGCCGUGGUGACCUCGCCCAAGUGCGAUUCAAGAAGGGUCGAUACAUGGCCGAGAAUUUCUAUGUUCGAGGUGACGGCACACGCGUCUACUUCUUCGAUCAGGAUCAACUGGUUGACAUGUGGGGUACCUGGAGCGCGGAAAACGGCUUGCAGAUUCCCAUUGGUGAUGAGAACACCACCGAAGAAGCGUCCGAGAAAACAACAGAUGAGCCAUCUGCAGAGGCUAAACAACUGGCAAAGGAGAAAGGAGCGUUUGAGGUCCUUAACAUGGGAGCCGAUCGGCGGUUGAUUGUCAAUCGUGGCACCAAACAAAAGAUGUAUCGCUGCUGGAUGCAGGGUAACUUCCUGAAGCGCGGUGGAGCUAAGGCCGAGGCUGCUACCGAAAGCACCCAAUAA